Molecule: messenger RNA, 1635 nt
Organism: Cladophialophora carrionii CBS 160.54
Lineage: Eukaryota; Fungi; Ascomycota; Eurotiomycetes; Chaetothyriales; Herpotrichiellaceae
Exons: 2
Coding region: 1-1635 (544 amino acids)
Biological process (GO): glucosylceramide biosynthetic process
Cellular component (GO): membrane
Molecular function (GO): ceramide glucosyltransferase activity
Source: RefSeq, a predicted model, not a curated record
AUGUUCACGGAUAUUGUUGCGGCGGUGUGUAUCGCCUGGUAUAUUUUCAUAGCCUGCGUCUGCGGCAUUGGCUAUGUGUGUUUGUUCCUCUACUACCGUCAAACUCCGCAACGAGCGGCAGACCUCUCAUUCAAGUCGCCGGGAGACAUCCCGAAUGUCACGGUCAUUCGUCCUUGCAAGGGCCUCGAGCCGUACCUCUACGAGUGUUUGGCCUCGACAUUCCACCAAGACUAUCCUCGGGAUAAAAUAGCUGUUCAUUUCUGCGUGUCUUCGCGCUCCGAUCCCGCAUAUGUCACGCUCACGGCAGUCGUCAGAGAUCACCCCGGUUACAAUGCGCGCAUUUUUGUGGAAGAGGACGAUGACGGGCUCGCCAAUGGAGACAAGAAAGAGAGUCAAUAUCGCCAGCUGCUGGGCCCCAAUCCCAAGAUCCGGAAUAUGAGCAAAGCAUACCGCGAGUCAGGCAAGAAUCAUCUCAUCUGGAUCAUCGACUGCAACGUCUGGGUCGGUCGCGGUGUCUGUGCACGGAUGGUGGACAGGCUAUGCGGAUUCACGCGACACGGUGAAGCCUCAGCAACACCCUACAAGCUGGUUCACCACCUUCCCAUCUCGGUAGAUGUCGAUACGUACUCGGUCAUCAACGGCCGUGUUGACAGGCAAUUGACAGCUCCUUCGUCCCACGACACGGGCACCGCUGCAACACCUGCCUCCCGCAACACACCCGCCACUUUGGCUCAGUACGGUGGCGGCCGUCUCGAAGAAGUCUUCCUGUCCUCUUCACACGCCAAGAUGUAUGUCGCCAUCAACACCGUCGCGGUGGCGCCCUGCAUUGUAGGCAAAUCCACCAUGUUCCGGCGGUCACAUCUUGAUCACUUGACAUCGCAAGCCGCCCUCAGGGACCGAAAAUACAAGGAAGCUGCACCCCUCGAAGCGAGAACGGGAAUCGACUUCUUCUCCCAUAACAUUUGCGAAGAUCACUUGAUCGGAGACUUGCUGUGGAAAUCACGCCUCCCCGUCACCCCCGAUCUCCCUGGCAAUAUGCGCAAUCACGGACUGGUCUUCGGAGAUCUCGCCGUCCAGCCCAUUUCAUCAAUGUCUGUGACGAACUACAUCUCGCGCCGCGUGAGGUGGCUCCGAGUCAGGAAGUUUACCGUUCCGGCUGCGACGCUGGUCGAGCCCGGGACGGAGAGCUUUUUGUGUAGCGCAAUGGGGUCUUAUGGGCUGACAACGUUGGAAACUACGAGGAUUUGGGCGGGCACCACGUGGACUGCAUUCUGGGCCUGGUGGGGUUUGAGUAUUCUGUGUUGGAUGGCCGUGGAUUGGACGGUGUUCCUCCUCCUCCACUCCGGCAGGACAGUGGAAGCGAAAGGUGGAGAUACAAAUGUGCCCUCGUUCGCGAGACCUCUGUCGACAGGUUCGAAGGCGCGGAGGAAGUUCACCACCUGGAUGGUUGCGUGGCUCGGUCGGGAAGCCCUUGCGCUGCCCGUGUGGUUGUGGGCGAUCUGGGGCGGCACCACCGUCGCCUGGCGAGAUGGGAAGUACUGGGUUGGGCUGGACAUGAGGGUGCACGAGAUCAAGGACCGCCAGCGGGACAUGAAAGGGACGAACGGUCACGCUAACAAAGAAAGGAUACAAUGA